Messenger RNA from Penicillium salamii, 1593 nucleotides. NCBI's taxonomy places the organism in Eukaryota, Fungi, Ascomycota, Eurotiomycetes, Eurotiales, Aspergillaceae. The record is from the annotation of a GenBank genome assembly.
AUGGCCAGAGAAGAUGUGAGAGAGCCCGCAUCUGAGCAGACGCCUCUUUUGCGGGCGCCCGAUGGUGAUACUCCACUCCCAAAGGAAGUCAGCACCAAGGAGUUGAUUUGGAUCCUUGGGAGUAUUUGGUUGGGUGUAUUCCUGGCCGCGCUUGACACGACCAUCGUCGCCACUCUCUCCGCGCCCAUCUCCUCGUCCUUCAAUUCCUUCUCACUGCUUUCGUGGCUCGCAACCUCCUACCUGAUUUCCAAUGCCGCAUGUCAACCACUCAGUGGCCGACUCACUGAUAUAUACUCUCGUCGCUGGGGACUGGUAUUCUCCAAUAUCUUCUUCGCGAUUGGAAAUUUGAUUUGUGGCCUAGCCAGGGCUCAAUGGGUCAUCAUUCUUGGUCGCGUUGUGGCAGGUGUUGGCGGAGGUGGUCUAACGGCGAUCUCGACCUUUGUCACCUCUGACCUGAUCCCUCUGCGUAAGCGGGGUAUAUGGCAAGGCAUUGGAAACAUCUGUUUUGGCGCCGGCAUGGGACUUGGGGGUGUAUUUGGUGGAUGGAUCAAUGACACUCUGGGUUGGAGAUGGGCCUUCUUGCUCCAGGUGCCCUUCCUUGUGGUGUCCUGCGUGCUGGUUGCCGUGAAAGUCGACAUUCCUGUGAAGGACUCGGAUACAGCGCGCAUUAAACGCGUCGAUUUCCUCGGUGCCAUUACGCUGGUUCUGACGCUGGUUACCUUACUGCUUGGCCUCAAUACCGGCGGUAACCAAGUUCCCUGGACCCACCCAUUGGUUCUGGCAUCGCUGGCCAUGUCUUUUGUUUUUCUAUGUGUGUUCAUCUAUGUAGAGGCUAAAGUCGCCUCGGAGCCUGUCAUCCCCGUGCGCCUUCUGCUGAGCCGCACUGUCGCAGCCGCUUGCUUGACCAAUUGGUUCACCACGAUGGCAGUCUUCGGUCUUCUCUUCUAUCUCCCGGUCUUCUUCCAGGUACAAGGCCUGUCGGCAACUGCUGCUGGAGCGCGGUUGGUUCCGCAGGCUAUUGGUACCUCGGUCGGGUCUUUGGCAUCAGGCAUUAUUAUGCGUGCCAGCGGUCGUUACAAGCUGCUUAACUAUGUUGCCAUGGGCCUGCAGGUACUAUCGGCGGGACUGAUUUGCACAUUGGACUUAUAUACACCAGUCGGGUUGCCCUUUCUCUAUUUCUUCCUGGGCGGCGCAUCCUACGGGAGCAUGUUAACCAUCACAUUGGUUGCACUCAUAUCUGCUGUUGACCACCAGCAUCAUGCUGUGAUAACCUCAGCUUCGUAUGCUUUCCGCAGCACCGGAAGCACCAUCGGCAUCACAAUUGCGUCCGCGGUCUUCCAAAAUACCCUCAAGAUGGGCCUCUGGGGUCGCUUUGGUGAACGUGAACAUGCUAAAGAGAUGAUUGGACGCCUGCGAGAUAGCUUGGACGAGAUCUGGAAUGUACCCGCGGACUGGACACCCGGUGUCCUUGAUGCUUACAUGGACUCCCUGCGUGCAGUGUUCUUGACAUUGUUGGGCCUUGCCGUUCUGGGCUCACUUUCGAGUCUUGCUAUGCGGGAACAUACACUGCACAACAACUUGUCCCGGCGCUAA